Arachis duranensis is the source of this 1122-nucleotide messenger RNA. Its product is annotated as tyrosine-protein phosphatase DSP3. The transcript has 5 exons. Bases 367 to 978 code for a protein of 203 amino acids. NCBI's taxonomy places the organism in Eukaryota, Viridiplantae, Streptophyta, Magnoliopsida, Fabales, Fabaceae. Gene Ontology annotation, biological process: protein dephosphorylation. Gene Ontology annotation, cellular component: cytoplasm. The record is from RefSeq and is a predicted model, not a curated record. Gene Ontology annotation, molecular function: phosphatase activity.
CAUUCUCUGCAUUUUUGGCGCUGUGAGGGACCUUCGCCAACAGCAAUUUAGUUGUACCGCCGUUUCGGAAUCCACCCAAUUCUCUAAAACGCCGUCGUUUCGAUUCCGUCUUUCCCUCUCUCUUUAAAUACCUAAUAACUCUUUAGAAUCCCAAUCCAUAAGGAACAACCAUGCAUUAAAAUUCGUUCAAAGAUUCAAAGAUUUAGGAUUUAGAAUCCUAACACCUUCCUCUCUUCCAAUUCUAAUUCAAUUCCAUGUUGAUUCACUGGUAUCUCUGAUUUUAGAGAGAGAAACAGAGAAAGGAGAGAGAAUUUCAAUUCUUUUGGGAAAAAACGAAAAAGUGUUCUUUUUUUGGUUUUAGUUAGAAUGGGAUUGAUAGUUGAGGUUGAUACCGUAGACGAGGACGCCGCUGUUUUGGUCCCGCCGCCGAAUUUCUCAAUGGUGGAGGACUGCAUUUUCCGAUCCAGUUUCCCCACUCCUUCCAAUUUCCCUUUUCUCCAAACCCUAAACCUUCGAUCCGUCAUAUACUUGUGUCCAGAGCCCUAUCCGGAAGAAAAUCUGGAGUUUCUUCGAUCGCAGAACAUUCGGCUCUUUCAAUUUGGAAUCGAGGGGAAGACGGAUGUUUCUUUACCUAUUCUCAGGGAUUCUAUUAUGGAGGCCCUGAAAGUUUUAAUUGAUGUGAGAAAUCACCCAGUUUUGAUUCAUUGCAAACGAGGCAAGCAUAGAACAGGUUGCCUUGUUGGCUGCUUGAGAAAAUUGCAGAAUUGGUGCCUAUCUUCUGUGUUUGAGGAGUACCAACGAUUUGCGGGUGCGAAAUCGAGGAACGGGGAUUUAACCUUUAUAGAUAGGUUUGACAUUGUAAGCCUGAGGCAGUGCCUUUACAGUAUCAUCUACCAGUAUCAAGGAUAUGGUUCGAAGAAGCGGCGAUUGCUGUAUACAGAUGAGAACUUGCAGAAGCCCCGACUGGCAUCGUUUUAGUUGUGUGCCGGGAUUUGAAACCCUUUUCCUUUGCCCAUGAAAUGGUAGAUUUUUUAGUAGUGUCAUGGUUCAUUUUUACAUGCUCCAACUCAAAGUUUUAGGUUUUUCAGAGUACUGCUAAAGAAACGGUCUUUUUUCUUCUUA